Messenger RNA from Melopsittacus undulatus (budgerigar), 5850 nucleotides. RefSeq names its product dystrobrevin alpha (gene DTNA). The record is from RefSeq and is a predicted model, not a curated record. Bases 133 to 2493 code for a protein of 786 amino acids. Gene Ontology annotation, biological process: synaptic signaling. Gene Ontology annotation, molecular function: zinc ion binding. Gene Ontology annotation, cellular component: synapse; plasma membrane. The transcript is spliced from 21 exons. NCBI's taxonomy places the organism in Eukaryota, Metazoa, Chordata, Aves, Psittaciformes, Psittaculidae.
CCGGCGCCGUGCGCGGCGGCGGCGGUGGUGGCGGAGGAGCAACUCCCGCUCCCGGCGUCCCUCCUCCUCCUGCCUGGCACCGUGUGCCGGCGGGUGCACGGUGACCUUACGGAGCGUGCAUUACCUCACAGAAUGAUUGAAGAUUGUGGGAAAAGAGGAAAUACCAUGGCAGAAAGAAGGCAGCUGUUUGCAGAAAUGCGGGCUCAAGAUCUGGAUCGCAUUCGUUUGUCCACCUACCGAACAGCAUGCAAGCUUAGAUUUGUUCAGAAGAAAUGCAACUUGCAUCUUGUGGACAUCUGGAAUGUGAUAGAAGCCUUGCGGGAAAACGCACUGAACAACCUGGACCCCAACAUCGAACUGAACGUGGCUCGCCUGGAAGCUGUGAUUUCAACUAUCUUCUACCAGCUUAACAAACGGAUGCCGACAACCCACCAGAUCAACGUGGAGCAGUCCAUCAGCUUACUGCUCAACUUCUUGCUAGCGGCCUUUGAUCCGGAAGGACAUGGUAAAAUUUCUGUUUUUGCUGUCAAAAUGGCCUUGGCAACUCUCUGUGGAGGAAAAAUCAUGGACAAAUUAAGAUAUAUUUUCUCAAUGAUUUCCGACUCCAGUGGAGUGAUGGUUUAUGGCAGAUACGACAUGUUUCUGCGGGAGGUUCUCAAGCUGCCCACAGCUGUUUUCGAAGGGCCUUCAUUUGGUUAUACUGAGCAAUCAGCAAAAUCCUGUUUCUCACAACAGAAAAAAGUCACAUUAAACACUUUCUUGGAUACUCUUAUGUCUGAUCCCCCACCACAGUGUCUAGUGUGGUUACCACUUCUGCAUCGACUGGCAAAUGUUGAAAAUGUCUUCCAUCCCGUCGAGUGUUCCUACUGCCACAGCGAGAGCAUGAUGGGGUUUCGCUACCGCUGCCAGCAGUGUCACAAUUACCAGCUCUGUCAGGACUGCUUCUGGAGGGGCCAUGCCAGCGGUUCCCACAGCAACCAGCACCAAAUGAAAGAGUACACGUCAUGGAAAUCACCUGCUAAGAAGCUAACUAAUGCACUUAGCAAGUCUUUAAGCUGUGCUUCCAGCCGUGAACCUUUGCACCCAAUGUUCCCUGACCAGCCUGAAAAACCUCUAAACCUGGCUCAUAUUGUGCCCCCCCGACCUGUAACCAGCAUGAACGACACACUCUUCUCCCACUCUGUUCCCUCAGGAAGUCCUUUUGCAAACAGAAGCUCUCCUUCCAAGAAUACUGAAGUAGAGCAGAGCAAACUGCUGGCUAGGGCUGCUCCAGCUUUCUUGAAAGGCAAAGGGUUACAGUACAGCCUCGAUGUUGCAGACAGGUUGGCCGAUGAACAUGUACUCAUCGGGUUGUAUGUCAACAUGCUGCAGAGCAACCCGGCACGCGUGCUCGACAGUGCAAGCCGCCUGGAUGAAGAACAUAAGCUGAUCGCCAGGUAUGCAGCAAGGCUGGCAGCAGAAACUUCUUCAUCACAGCAGCAGGGUCAGCAGAGAGGGGCAUCAGAUAUCUCCUUCACCAUUGAUGCAAACAAGCAACAAAGGCAGCUGAUUGCAGAGCUUGAAAAUAAAAACCGAGAAAUCCUACAGGAGAUCCAGAGGCUGCGACUUGAACAUGAGCAAGCAUCUCAGCCCACACCAGAGAAGGCACAGCAAAAUCCCACUCUCCUUGCAGAGCUCCGGCUCCUCAGACAGAGGAAGGAUGAGCUGGAACAAAGGAUGUCUGCUCUCCAGGAAAGCCGGAGGGAGCUAAUGGUUCAGUUAGAAGGCCUCAUGAAACUGCUGAAGACCCAAGGGGCAGGCUCCCCACGCUCCUCGCCCAGCCACACCAUCAGUCGACCGAUUCCAAUGCCCAUCAGGUCUGCCUCUGCCUGCUCCACCCCAACCCAUGCACCUCAGGACUCUCUGACUGGGGUAGGAGGAGAUGUGCAGGAAGCCUUUGCACAAAGUGCAAGAAGAAACUUAAGAAAUGAUUUGCUGGUGGCAGCAGAUUCAAUCACCAACACCAUGUCUUCUUUGGUAAAAGAACUAAAUUCUGAAGUGGGCAGUGAGACAGAAAGCAAUGUGGAUUCUGAAUUUGGACGGACCCAUUUUGAUGACCUUGUUCCAUCCCCAACAUCUGAGAAGGCUUUCCUUGCACAGAUCCAUGCUCGGAAGCCAGGGUACAUCCACAGUGCUGCUGCCACCAGCUCCCUCCGCAGUGACAUGGUUACAGAAGAUGGAGACCCCUAUGUCAGAGCAGAUGAUGAAAAUUAUGAGAAUGACUCUGUCCGCCAGCUGGAGAAUGAACUGAAAAUGGAGGAGUACCUGAAGCAGAAGCUGCAGGAUGAGGCAUACCAGGCAAGCUGCAGUCAGACAGACAAUGAAAGCUAUGUAAGAACUGAUGAUGAGGAGAGCUGCUUUCGGACAGAUGAUGAAGAAAACUCAGCUGCAAACUUCACAGAAGAGUGGAACCAAGAGGUGCAGCGUCUCUUGACAAAAAAAUCACAUAACUAAGUUCUGAGGACUGUAGCACAGUACUUUUGUUCUAAGAGUUGUAGUUUGUAGAUGUGUGUUUUUGACAACAAGACUUUUGUUUAAAGCUAACUUAUAUUAGCUACAUCUUCUGUAACAUGGCUCAUUACCGGUGAAGAAAACAGACUGACGUAAGUACUGCUGUUACAAAGGAUAGCGGUAUUAAUAACUCACGUAAACCCUUUGCACAUGAUAUUGAACCUGUUCAGUUUACAAUGACAAUACUGUUUAUAGAUAGAAAUUUGAUUUCUGAAUACUUUGAGAUUUUAGUAGCUCAGUUUACUAUACACUGUACAUUUUUUCCACAGAAGAAAGAAAAAGCUACAAUUAUGCAUUUAACACUGAAUGAUUAUACUCCUGAGUGUAUAUAUGUAGUAGCCCAAAAAAAACAAAGUACCAGACUAUAUUUGCAAUUUGUUUGCAAGUCUUUAAAUUAAGACUUAUGAAAAAUGUACUAAAAUAAGAAUUAUAAUAAUAUAAUUAAUAAGAUUUUAAAAACUUCUCUAAUUUAGGGCUAACGUGUAACUUAGGAAUGUUUCUUUCAAAAUAAUCUAACAAAUCAGCCAUAGAAGUUAGUGUAAAUAUUUUUUUUCCAAAUAGAUACCAUAUACAAAAGGUGACAUUCAAAUGAUAUAGAAUCUAGUUUUUAAAUCAGCACAGAUCUUCUUAAAACUGUGAACUAUGUUUUGAAAUACUCGUUGCUAAAGCUGUUUAUAAACCACAGGUGCCAUAAGAUCCCUGAACUGACUGAUGUUACGUAUAAUCCUCCAUGGUAUUGUUUCAUUGAUGUUUUAGCUUUAGUAAGCAUGUGUUCAACAAAACGACUCUUUCCAUCUCUUCACCCCUCCUCUCCCCACCCCAAAUGUUAUUUUCGAGGCCUUCAGCUUUAAAUGUACAGGCUUAAAGUGCGCUUGCAACUGUUCUUUUUCUUUCCGAAUGUGUAUUGCCUUAGCCAGCCACCAGGUGUUCUGCAUGCACUCUUGGAAAUGUGUAGUGAGACUCUUUCAGAGCUGGAUGGAGAAAUAGCUAUCAGUGAAAAGCACAAGAGAAGUGGUGGGAUUUGUCGGAAGGACAGGCAUACAGUUACAGAACUGGAGUUUUGUCCAGUUCAGUACUUUUCUGAUAUAAAGGUAUUUCAGGGGAAAAGAGACUUACCUGGCUCAUCCAAUGAGGCAGUGAUACUGCUAGCUCAAAAGCGUUUGCUCUGCCAUGACUACAAACCUACAGAUACCUACAGAGCAGGGACUGACACAAACUAGCUGUAAUGUCCUCCCCACAGCGUAUUGCUUGGAAAUAAAGAUUAUGUGUAUAUGGCACAUAGCACUGCCGUGCAGAACAUCAGAGCCAGGCCAGGAACAGCUAGACCAGAAGCCGGUCAGUAACACAGUGCAAUGUUACAUGCUCAGCCCUCCUGAGGAGCACAGUGUGUUAUGUUGGGAUGACCUCUGUGCUCAUGUAAUUUUACUGCCCUAACACACAAUAUUAGGCUUCCAGUAUCUGACUGACCUGAAGUGACACUAACAGCCCUGAAAACAGUAGUGUUUCAUACAGAUAUUUCACACCAGCACAGUUUGCCUACAGCGAGUGAUGAGGUACCCAUCUAAAGCAGGUUAUCAUGGUUUGUCUGUCCUUGCUUUCAUGGUGACGUGGAUGUGUGCUGCUGUGUUUAUGUGAGAUUGCAGUGUAGCUCGACCCAGUAAGUCCACUUGUUUGCAUGCAUGCUCUAGGCUAGUGGCUGUUUCCCUGGGCACUAUGUGUUAGGGAAUGAGUAUCUGUAUGAAAGAGCUGCUGCCAUUUUUCACUUUCAUAUUGCAUUAUUGCUUAUGCAGAUCUCUUGUCCGCCUCUCCUUGCAUGUCUGGGCUUGGUCUGAGGCAUCUAAAUGCAUACUAAGGCAUCCAGAUAUCUUUAUGUAAGCUUUUCAUUUCUGCAAUCACUGGUCUUUGCUCCUGGGGUAUGUGCCAUCCUGGCAAGGCAGGCAGGCACCAUAUCCUCUGAUGUCCCCUCCUCCAGCCUCCUCUCAGGAAUGGGUUAGCCUCCACUAGUGCCUAGCACUCCAUGUUUAAAGCUACUCCAGUGAAUCAGCAGACAUUGCUGUCAGCUCAGGAUUCCACACGAGCAUUUCCUGAACAGAAAUAAGUCAAGCUAGAAUACAGCUACAAGCAAUGGCUGACUAAUUCAACCCAUGUCAUGUCUAACUGUACCCAGAGUAAUAGAUCCCUCCUGUACUGUCAUCUUAGUGUCUGCGUGCUCAUUAUCGCUAUGCUUAAAAUAGAUGCAAUAGAAUAAAUCCACUGCAAGGGCUUCCAGACUAGGAGUAAGGAAAAAGUUGACGAAUCAAGAGCCUUUCUUUCAGGCUGGUGCCAGCAAAGUGAUCCCCAGCAGAGCUCUGGCUCCCUUGCACCCUGGAGCCCUGAGAUGAAGCACCUCUUACUUGGCUCUCCAAAUAUCUAUUUUAAGCAUUUCCCAACUGUUGAGCUGGCUGAGUCUUCACCCAGCUGGUCUUUGUCUGUUUGUUGAAUAUUGUUUUGGUUGUGGUUCGCGGUCAUUAAAACAGAGUUACAGAAGAGGUCCCUGGCAUGGGCCUUCUCUUAACUAGCAAUGGCCCACCACAGCAGUCAAAACUCCGGGUGGUUUUACUGUCACUGGAGGAAAACCAGUGUUUGCAAUCAGGAGACAGGGAUGUGAAGAUUUAUAAGGUCCUUGAAUGUCCAAAGCGAAGGUGGAGAAUGGGUUGUCUGUAAGUAGUAAUGUUAUCUAAACUGCAUAAAAAAGGUGUGUGGCCUUUGUUGUGAUAUAAUAUGUAUUUUCUUAUAUGCAUGAGCCAGAUUGUUGCAUCAUAAUUUAUCAUAAGUGUGUCCGCCUUUACUUUCAGUCAUCUUCUCCCAUCCUUAUUGGUUCUUGGCAAUUACUGUAGAUAGACCUUGUAAAUAUUGCAACCUUGGGUUGCUGCAAUCACAUUGGUUCAAUUCAGCAGAUGGAGCUGUGAACAACAAGGACUCCACUGUGUCCUGAAGACAAAAGGGCAUUUUUACAUUUGAACCAAAAAAAAGGAUCAAAGUAUGAAGAGUUACAUCUUGAGGCUACUAACUGUAAGACAUUUUUGAAACUACUGUACUUGACACCACUUGAGACAGAUACAGGCACUAAAGAUGUCAUGAUAUUCAUUGGUAUUGUAACAGAACUGCUAUUGUAUGGGGUUUUUGUAUUGCUGUUAAGUAUUGUUGUGUGUGUGUGUUGGAACCUACUGGGGACGUUAUAUUUUGAAGUGAUUAAACUAUUUAAUUGUGUGUCUAUAUUUUGGAAUGGAAUUAUUUCUUCAUUAAAAAGAUUUUUAAAAG